This is a messenger RNA of Heterocephalus glaber (naked mole-rat), 2615 nucleotides long. It is a transcript of the gene Sdc4, whose product is annotated as syndecan 4. Gene Ontology annotation, biological process: cell migration. Gene Ontology annotation, cellular component: membrane; cell surface. Lineage: Eukaryota; Metazoa; Chordata; Mammalia; Rodentia; Bathyergidae. The record is from RefSeq and is a predicted model, not a curated record.
GGAAGUAGCGAGACCAUGGUUGCUGGUGGAUCUUGUCCCUUCUGUCAGGCCCUUCAGACUGCGGCUGGGAGUGGGAGUGGAGGUGUGUACUGCGCGCCCUGCCGAGGAUCUUCUGCCAGAAUCACUGUGAUCCGAGAGACUGAGGUCAUCGACCCCCAUGAUCUCCUAGAAGGCCAGUACUUCUCUGGAGCUCUACCUGAUGAUGAAGAUAUUGGGGGGCCAGGGCAGGAACCUGAUGACUUUGAACUGUCAGGCUCUGGAGAUCUGGAUGAUUCGGGAGACUCCAAGACCAUCCUUGAAAUAAUCCCACCCUUGGUGCCUCUAGAUAACCACCUCCCAGAGAGGGUGGGGCCUGGGAGUCGGGUCCCCCCUGAACCCAAAGAACUGGAGGAGAAUGAAGUCAUCCCCAAGAAGGUCUCGCCGCUUGACGGGGAGAAGGAUGUGUCCAACAAGGUGUCCAUGUCCAGCACUGCCCGGGACAACAGCAUCUUUGAAAAAACUGAGGUCCUAGCAGCUGUGGUCGUGUGUGGCGUUCUGGGCAUCCUUUUUGCUGUUUUCCUGAUCCUGCUGCUGGUGUACCGCAUGAAGAAGAAGGAUGAAGGCAGCUACGACUUGGGCAAGAAACCAAUCUACAAAAAAGCCCCCACCAAUGAGUUCUACGCAUGAAGCUUCCCCACAGGCAGUGCUGGGACUUCAGUGGGAAGGGCAGCCAAAGGAUUGUGAACGGUGGGCAUUAAAGUACGGGGAGGGCACCUUAGGACUGACCUGUCAGUGUCCCCAGCUCUGGUCACCUUUUCAGUGUCAGAAGCCACAUCAUCUUCUACUGUGCUGCCUCUCUUUUCCUGAUUCUUUGGGCCAGAGUUGCCCUGAUAGAAAAAUGGGGUUAAACUUGGCUUUUCUGAAGGCAAGCUAUGGAUUGGGUCAGCUUAGAAUCUAGAAUGUUUAGAAGCCUGUCCUGAACAUGCCUCAUGUGACAGUGUGUGGGUCCUGGCUAGAGGUCCUCUCCGGCCGCCUUCCUCCCCGUCUCGAAACCUGUCCCUCUGCCAGGAAUCAGGAGAAGGAGCUAGAGCCGUCUGCACCCUGCAGUGUGUCUGUCCACAGGUACUUGUGAGCACACUACAGGACUCUGGCAUAUCUUGGGCCAUUAGGGCUCUUUCAAAUGAUUUUUGGUUAUCACCAUUUUUUUAUUUGGGGAGGGAAGGGAGAAGUGCUGAAAGCUCAUGCUGAAAUAGAUUUGUAGAUUAUGUGUAAAUCUGGUUUUUUUUUAAUGGUUCAUUCCUUUGUGCAGAGUGUUGCUGCGCAAGUGUGGAGAUACAGAGGUGGUCUUAACUCUCACGCAUUUCCACGGCACUUGCUAAGUUUGUAUUUAACAUUUUUGUUUUGUUUUUGUUUCUUGAAAAUGAGACAGAGAUAUGAUUUUUAUUAAUUUUUCUUUCUUUUUUUUUUUUUUUACUAUUUAUACCUUCAGACAGGGCCUCUCUUUCCUCUUCCUGUUUUGCUUUUUCCUUAAACCCCUUCCCCAUUUAAAAAAUACUUCACGCUCCCCUGCUUAUGACCUCGGCCCUUUCUGAAGCUGAUUCAUCUGAAAGUAGCUUUUGCUGAAACAGUUUUGUAGCACAUCUCAAGAAAUAAUGUAGAUGAUGGUGGGGUAUUUGUGUCUGUAUUCUUGUAAUAUAUUAUUAUUAUCUCGUGGUUCUAGGAAAAUAGAUCAAUAUAUUUUUUCAGGAUAUAGUAUGAUAUUUCCAGUCUUAUGUGGCUGAGUAAGUUUCUGUGUGGUUGGGUAAGUUUUUGCCUCUUGUUCUUGCCCAGUUCCUGGUGCCUUCUGACUGGGCUGGAACAGUUGAAGGCAGAUGAUUUUAAACCUCUUUCUGCCUUCUGCUAGGGGCCCAGCUGGGGUCCUAGGGCAGUGGAGGCAAACCUAUGGGACAGGGGACACAUGCACAGUGGGCUGUUUGUUAGCGCCAGUGAAAGCUCUAAAAGGUUUGUCAUCGCUGCCCUAGAGGCUGCCAUCUUCACUCUUGGGUGUGCUGGUCAAUACGGUCACUGCACGUGUGACUGUUUAAAUGAGGUCAGUGCAAAUCACAUAAAAUUAGGAAUUUGUUCCUCAGUUGCACUGACUGCAUUUCCAGUGCUCAAUUGCCACAUGUGGCUCAUGGCUACUUAUUGUCCCUACUGGGAGAACAUUUCCACCUAUGGGAUGCAUUGCUCUAGAGAACUAAAUGGCUUAGCAAGUUACAGCUCAGCUUGGCUGGGAUCGCCUUUGUCACCUUGAGCAAGGUAGGGGACAGAGAUGGGGGCUGAUGAGGCUCUGGCUGGGCCCUGUUACCGGGGACUCCUCUUGAGAGGAGAGGGUAGCUCAGCUGGGCCGGGCUGGGUCUUCUGACCCCACUGGCUGCGGUGAAGGGAAUCACCCCCUUGGUCCACCCAGUGGCUGUGAGCUCCCAACGCCGCCCCAAGCCAGGUGCCCAGCAGGCUGGGUCCUCUUCUAGUGCCUUGCCGGUGUCCUUUUCCUCAGGCUGUGUUGGAGCGAGCACUUCUUUUGCAGCUGCCUCUCACACUGUUGUCUGUUACUGAUUUUUUUGAUAAAAAGAUAAUAAAGCCUGGUACUUUCUAGA